Messenger RNA from Aspergillus nidulans FGSC A4, 930 nucleotides. It is a transcript of the gene rrg9, whose product is annotated as mitochondrial ribosome assembly protein RRG9. Gene Ontology annotation, cellular component: mitochondrion. Bases 1 to 816 code for a protein of 271 amino acids. The record is from RefSeq and is a predicted model, not a curated record. NCBI's taxonomy places the organism in Eukaryota, Fungi, Ascomycota, Eurotiomycetes, Eurotiales, Aspergillaceae. The transcript has a single exon.
AUGCCUUCUAUCUGCCCUAAGUCGGCGAUGAUCUCGCUCCCCACCGUUCUUCAAUCUAUAUUCGCUUUCGAGGUCGCUCCACAGAUUCGAAACUCGUCAGUACGGUCCCUGAACCGAUCAUCUCUUCGCCACCGUCUCAGAAGCACACGGACUAUCACCACUGUUUCCAUUGACUCGAUUCCUGUCCCUUCCGCCCAGAAACCCGAUGAUCGAGUGACUAGCCCGAGCGAGCCUUCUCUUACCGCCGAUAAGUCAACAGCUUCAGAUACUAGCUCGAGCAAUCCAGCCUCUAAAGCUACAAGCGCAGAUAACUCAGGCUCUGCACGCCGAACGAAAACAAAUACGAAGACGUCCAACGAAAAGCAAGCAAGCGAUCAUGAGAAUAAGAAAAAUAUCAAGAAGUCAGCGAAGGAAACCACGGCAAGCAAUGCACCGAAGCCACCUAAAGAAAAGGAACCAUGGCAGAUCCAGAAAGAGGCUCUGAAAAGGAAAUUUCCGACUGGAUGGGCACCGCCUAAAAAGCUCUCUCCUGACGCAAUGGAGGGAAUUCGUCAUUUGCAUCAUAUCGCGCCUGACCAAUUCACGACUCCUGUCCUUGCGGAGGAAUUCAAAGUGUCCCCCGAAGCUAUUCGAAGAAUCCUAAAGAGCAAAUGGCGCCCAUCAGGAGAAGAACUCGAGGAACGACGGAAACGCUGGGAGAAGCGGCAUGAUAGGAUUUGGAGUCACCUGUCAGAGCUAGGUUUGCGACCAAAGGUUCCUGACUAUGGUAGUGAUGCGGAUGCAGUAUUGUACAAACGAAAGAGUAAAGGUGUCUAGUGACCUAUUAUGUGUUGCUUGGACGCUAGACAGCACUUGUAUAUUAGAUCAGAAUCGAUUUGUAUAUUAGCGAUAUAUUCAAAGCGACAUCCUAAUAUGUUAAUUUGCUUAAGU